Hermetia illucens (black soldier fly) is the source of this 1483-nucleotide messenger RNA. RefSeq names its product etoposide-induced protein 2.4 homolog (gene tank). The record is from RefSeq and is a predicted model, not a curated record. The coding region runs from base 173 to 1186 and encodes 337 amino acids. NCBI's taxonomy places the organism in Eukaryota, Metazoa, Arthropoda, Insecta, Diptera, Stratiomyidae. Gene Ontology annotation, cellular component: endoplasmic reticulum. The transcript is spliced from 5 exons. Gene Ontology annotation, biological process: macroautophagy.
UCUUUUUGUUCCUUUCACUUUGUCCGUGGACAGCUAACAAUCAUCAGCUGUUUGGUAAAACUUUGAUCUUUGUGUAGCGCGAAGUGUGGAGUGAAAAUGUUUUGAUUUGGCAAACUGGCACGGUUGAAUAGUGAUCCUGAACGGUAUAGGUUGUAAUAUAUCUAGUUAGAGAAUGGAGACUGCAAAGGGAAUAACAUAUGGACUGCUCCAGGGAGUCUACGAUAGCGUUAAGGGGAUCGUUAUAGUUUUCUAUCUGGAUCGUGAAAUGAACAAGAAGCCAGUAGGCAACACGAAUGAUUCGGUGAACCAAAGCAGAAGACCGGGAAACAAUGUUCAGCAGAGAUCAGAGGAACCAAACAUAAUGAAGCGGGUUGUUCAGUGCUGCGCAUUGAACGGAGGCAUAUUCUGGCUAAGUAUUGUUGUUUUCGAAUAUGGGCUAUUGCCCACUAUGGAGUUGCUCCUUAAAACCAUUUUCGGCAGUGGAUCUGGUUUAGGAUCGAUGUUGUGGAGCUGGAUGCAUCCGUUUCUUUCGAUCAUCUUUCAAAUGAUAUGGGUCCUGCCGCUGUUCUUACUGAGUAAAAUUGUGAAUAGUUUAUGGUUCCAAGACAUCGCCGACUCCGCAUACAAAUUCCGGAAAGGGCGGCCACAACCAAUUGUGGCAUUUAGUAAAAUUAUCGCAGAUACGCUUUUUAGUUUGCUGGUGCAAGUGCUCUUUCUGGUUCAAAGUAUGCUAGUGAGUUUAAUUCCCAUUAGUUAUGUGGGCACAGCGCUAGCAUUUUUACACAUAAGCCUUCUAUAUUCCUUGUAUUCAUUUGAGUAUAAGUGGUACAAUAUGGGCUGGGAGUUACACAAGAGAUUAAGUUUUAUCGAGAAUAAUUGGCCUUAUUUCUUGGGUUUUGGCAUGCCUUUAACAAUUUUGACGCAAAUGCCUAAUUCGUACAUAAUUAGCGGAUGUGUAUUUUCUAUUGCUUUUCCGAUAUUCAUCUUGAGCGGAAAUGAGGCGAAUCCAUUUGUUGGAUCAUGUGAUUUUCCAUUAAAGUUGUUCUCACCUGUCGUUUUCCUGACCAACCUCGUUUUCAAUCGAUCUGUCCGUGUACCCAGACCACCGCAAACAAAGUUAGUGACGAAAACUUCGGCGCGAUCAUCACCAAUGAGAAGGUCCACUUCUUCUAUGAGCUCACGGUAGCGCAUUCUAGGUGUUAGGAACUAUGUAAAAAAUAUGCAAUAUUUUUCAUGCAAAUCAUUUAUGUACAUAAUGGACUAGGCGGAAGCAAACUGCGUACAUAAUUUAUCACUCGUGGAUAUAAUAUAUAACUUUGUUUUUAGAGGUAUUUUUUAUAAUAACAAAUAAAAGAUUUUUAUUUGCUCUUAUUGAAUCGAUCAUGAUUCGAUGAGAAUGAGAAUGCGGCAAUGAAAAUUAGCAUAUAUGUAUUUUGUAUGUAUUAAGGAAAAAAAAUACAAAUUGAAUCUAUUUCCUUUUUAA